Messenger RNA from Alligator mississippiensis (American alligator), 3334 nucleotides. It is a transcript of the gene EPS8L3, whose product is annotated as EPS8 like 3. The record is from RefSeq and is a predicted model, not a curated record. Gene Ontology annotation, biological process: positive regulation of ruffle assembly; Rho protein signal transduction; regulation of Rho protein signal transduction. The transcript has 20 exons. Bases 249 to 1985 code for a protein of 578 amino acids. Gene Ontology annotation, molecular function: actin binding. NCBI's taxonomy places the organism in Eukaryota, Metazoa, Chordata, Crocodylia, Alligatoridae. Gene Ontology annotation, cellular component: plasma membrane; ruffle membrane; vesicle.
GUCACGCACCAGACAGACUGCAGAGUUUCGCUCUUCCUGCUCUGCUACCCUGCGACUCACUCCCUCCGGGUCCAGUUACCGAGAGGGUAAGCCUCCGGACAUCAAAGCCUGUGAUCGGAGCCAGACCUCUCCCAACCACGGCUGGCCCCUGCCCCAACUCUCACCUGCAGGGAAUGCCCUUGUGAUCACCUGCUUGGGAACCAGGAAGAGCCACCUCUCUGACCAGCUGCCAGGGCCUGUUCUGCGAGAUGACGACGGAUCUCUUUGGCCGCCGGACGGAGCCUCCACUCUCCAACAAGCUUGGCCGUGGCAGCCCUGACCUCAACAGGUCCAACAGCAUGUCCAGGCCCAGCAGCAAAGCCAUCUACCACCAGCGCAAGGACUACGCUCUCACUGUGCUGAAGCAGCAAUGGGACCUCCGGCACCAUGUUGAGCACCUCCUCACACUCCACGUGGACUCCAAGAACAUCCGCGACGUGGAUGACUGCAUUAUGCGGCUGAAGAUGCUGGAGGCGCAGGGCCGGGUCUGGGGACAGGACAUGAUCCUGGAGGUGAAGGACCAUGAGCUGCUGCUGAGCGACAUUGAGAGCAAGGAAGAGCUGGAGAGCUUCCCCCUGGAGAGCAUCCUGAGAUGCACGGCCGUCCUGGACAGCUGCACCUACGACUCCGUCCUGGCCAUCACCAUGCAGGACAGGAACCGCCAAGGGAUCAGCAUCCUCCUCUUCCAAUGCACACAGAGUGGGGCCGAGCUGAUGAAAACCAACCUGGAGAAGGCCGUCAAGGAGUGGAAGAGUGAACUGGAGAGCCAGCACAUGCUGAGGAACAGCUUGGAGACCAUGCUGUCCCAGCAGAGACCCAUCCACGGCAUCCAGGACUCUUUUGGUCCCCCCCAACCAGCACCUGCACUUGACCAGCAUUACUACCCAAAGCAGAGAGACCAGCCAGAAUGGAUGGAUGACAGAAGACAGAAAUCGCAGGACUUGGACAGAGAUUCUGAGAUUCUGAACCACGUGCUGAACGACAUCGAGCUGUUCGUGGGGAAGGUGAAGGAGGCAAGUGGUUCAUUGAACACCAAGAAGAAGAUGGCAAAGAAGAAAGGCAAGCAAAAAGGAGUGCUGCUCCCGGAGCUCGAGUACCAGGCCUGCUUCCGGAAGAUCAAAUAUGCCUGUAACCUCCUGGGGAAGCUGAAGCCUAUUUUGCAGGAGCCGAAUGCCCCGGAACUGCUCCAGCUCCUUUUCUCCAUCCUGUCCUUUACUAUAUCCAGUUGCCCCUGGUCUGACAUGGCAUCCUCCACUAUCUCGCCUCUGCUGACCAAGGAAGCCAUUGACCUGCUGGAAGAGAAUUUGGAGGGAGACGAUCAUGCCACCUGGAAGAUGCUUGGAACGGCUUGGACCCUGACGAGGGCAGAGUACCCCAAUGGACAGUCAGUGCCUACCUACCUCCCCACCUUCUCAGAUGAGUGGGUGCCUCCCUUGCCAGCACGGGAGAGCCCCACCCCUAUGGCGCAGCAGCCUGAAGACAGCGAGGGCUACUACUCAAUCAGACCUGAGCUCAUGCAAGCCAUGUACGAAUUCCAGGCCAGGAACCACAAGGAGCUGUCAGUGAGGAAGGGAGACAUGCUGGAGGUGCUGGACCAGCGGAAGAAGUGGUGGCUUGUUCAAAACAGCACUGGUGAGAGAGGCUACAUCCCCAGUAACAUCCUGGCUCCCGCAGAUCAGGAACCAUCUGUAGAGAAUGGCAUGAAUCAGGGUCCACGACAGCCCCCCAGCCUGAGGCUGAACUCUACAGCAGCAGAGGUGACAGAGUGGCUGAAGGACAAGGGCUUCUCCAGGAUCACGGUGAAGUCCCUGGGUGUGCUGACAGGACGCCAGCUGCUAGAGAUGAGCCAGGGGGAACUGAAAGCCAUCUGCCCAGAAGAUUGGAGACGCGUCGUCUUCAAGCUCUCAGCAGUUAAAACCUCCCUGGGGAUCAACCCUCAUGAUUAGUUGGCUCCCUAUGCCACUCCCUGCCAGCUGCAACAGGUUGAGGGGCUUGCAAGGACCAGAAGGGACUGAGCUCUGGGACACCUCAAUAGCUGACCUCUUCUAGAUCAGCAACCUUAUUGCUCACCUUGGAUUCUAUACAUAAGCUUCUCCUCCCCUUGCAUGCAGGUUAGGCUUGUGAUUGCUAGAGAUUCAUCUUCGCUACAGCCUUGUCAGGCUAUUUAUUCUGUGUACGACACUCCUUGGCCUCCAUUAAGGCCAGAGACUGCUGCUGAAAUGUUAUCUCCCCUAGUUAUUAAGAUACCAGAACUAGAGAGAAUGCCUGCCCCAUUGCCCCAGCAUUUAAGCUAAUGGUUCUCAACCUUUAAGACCCCCCGCCCCCCCAGAAAACACCAGCGCUUAGUUUUCACUCACUUGUCGACGAUGGGGUAGGGGAAAUAGUUAAGCAAUUAGUCUGUAGCAAAGAAGUCAGAAACAGCACAGCAGGUCAGAAUACUUUUGCCACUAUAAAUUCCUAUUUGAAAUCUCUGGGUUUACCUUGUGAGUUGUAUAGAUGCUUGCACAUUGACACAGUGCUAAUAUUGUACAUCACCCUUAAGAGGAGCUGACAGCACCCUGCUUGAAGGCUGGCUCCAUGACGGCACAGCACUGACAUGCUGCUUUAGUGUACAGAGCUGAGCUGAGGCUCUUGCAAGCUGCUGUAGGCCCCAACACAGUGAUAAAUCAGAGCAAUUUCCUACCACUAUCAGAAAUUAAAUCCCCACCUAUUUACUAAAGAGCAUUGCCCACCCCCGCCAAAUCCUCCUUUAGGAAAGAAGCCUCCCCUUGGAGAGAAAGUAUUAAGAUAAGGACCUCCCCCACUGAGUGCAAAGGAGAAAAGCAGAUGCAACCCAUUUAAAAACAGGUUGAAAUCCAGUUGUCAGGUCUAGUUUGUCCUUUCUGCUGCCCGAGCCCCCGAGGGUGGAAGGUUCCUAUAAAAAUUCAGAGAUUCAAUGUGCAAUAGUGGAAGUUGUGUAGGACAGAAAGCCUCAGUAGCAAGAAAACAAGUCCAAAGUCUCUCUUAUGCUAGGACAGGCUCACACCUGCAGAGAUAAGAUGCCUGUGAAGAGAUACCCAGUUCUCACAGGUGCUUUUACUCUAGAGUAGCCUAAGGCUGAGGUAUUGCCUAACUGGAUAAAACAAGCGUUGCAGAGAAUUUGUACCUGGAUGUUUUAUUUAUAGCCCGAUGUUGUUGACUCUACAAGCAAUAAAGAAAUGGAAUCAGAAGCUCACUUGCAGUGUUUGAGGAAGUGAAUAAAGAGCUUUUGCAGCCUGCCGUGGUGUCUUCUGGCAGGCACAAAGCUGAAAAGGUC